Antrostomus carolinensis (chuck-will's-widow) is the source of this 1754-nucleotide messenger RNA. It is a transcript of the gene MATN2, whose product is annotated as matrilin 2. Gene Ontology annotation, molecular function: calcium ion binding. NCBI's taxonomy places the organism in Eukaryota, Metazoa, Chordata, Aves, Caprimulgiformes, Caprimulgidae. The annotation marks the transcript as partial. The transcript is spliced from 13 exons. The record is from RefSeq and is a predicted model, not a curated record.
GCAAGGAUAUUUGCAAAUCAGUCAACCAUGGCUGUGAACAUACUUGUGUUAAUGCUGGUGAUUCAUUUGUUUGUAAGUGUCAGGAGGGAUUCCUGCUAAGAGAAGAUGGAAAAACAUGCAAAAAUAAAGAUCUUUGCAAAUCAGUCAGCCAUGGCUGUGAACAUGUUUGUGUUAAUACUGAUGAUUCAUAUAUCUGUAAAUGCCAUGAUGGGUUUCUACUGAGAGAAGAUGGGAAAACCUGCAGAAACAAGGAUGUUUGCAAUUCAGUCAACCAUGGCUGUGAACAAGUUUGCGUCAAUACUGAAGAUUCCUACAUCUGCAAGUGUCGUGAAAAAUUCGUACUAAAGGAAGAUGGAAAGACAUGUAGAUAUAAAGACGUUUGCAACUCAGUGGACCAUGGCUGUGAGCAUAUUUGUAUUAAUACUGAUGAUUCCUAUACCUGCAAGUGUCAUGAGGACUUCAUACUGAGGGAAGAUGGGAAAACUUGUAGGAAUAAAAGUAUCUGCAGAACAAUCAACCAUGGUUGCAAACAUGUCUGUGUUCCAACUGGUGAUUCAUAUAUGUAUCCUUGUUGCAGGGGAUUUAUAUUGAGGCAAGACAGGAAAAAAUGCAGUAAUAAAGACCUGUGUAAAUCCAUUGACCAUGGCUGUGAACAUGUGUGCAUUAGUAAUAACAAUUCAUACAGCUGUCAGUGCCAUGAGGGUUUUGUCCUGCGACAAGAUGGGAAAACAUGUCGAAAUAAAGAUGUCUGCAAAUCUGUUGCCCAUGGUUGUGAACAUAUUUGUGUUAAUAAUGACGAUUCAUAUAUCUGCAAAUGCCAGGAGGGAUAUGUUCUAAAAGAGGAUCAGAAAACAUGCAGAAGAUGUACUGAAGGCCCGGUUGACCUGGUGUUUGUGAUUGAUGGAUCAAAAAGUCUCGGAGAGGAUAAUUUUGAAAUUGUAAAACAAUUUGUCUCAGGAAUCUUGGAUGCACUUGAGAUUUCACCCAAAGCUGCUCGUGUUGGCUUGCUUCAGUAUUCCACUGAAGUUCGCACCGAGUUUACAUUAAAGCAGUUCAGCUCAGCCAAAGACAUGAAGAAAGCUGUAUCACAAAUGAAAUACAUGGGACGAGGUUCCAUGACAGGACUAGCUCUGAAGCAAAUGUUUGAGAAAAGCUUCACAGAAACAGAGGGGGCAAGACCAUUUUCAGCAAAUGUCCCUCGAAUCUCCAUUGUGUUUACAGAUGGACGGGCUCAAGAUGAAGUCUGUGAGUGGGCUACUAGAGCAAAGCAGAAUGGUAUAAUUAUCUAUGCCAUUGGAAUAGGAAAAGCAAUUGAGGAAGAACUUCUGGAAAUUGUUUCUGAGCCACCAUACAAACAUCUCUUCUAUGCGGAGGAUUUCACAGCUAUGGAAGACCUAAGUGAAGAGCUAAGAGCCCAAAUCUGUGAAGCCUUGAAAGAGACAGCUCACCAGCAGGAUCCAUCAUCUGGGAGCCUUCCUAAGCCUGGUCCACCACCUGCAGGACCUGAAUCAACCACAAUAACCAUCACAGAUGUCAUUGCCUGUCCCAAUCUUGCAAUACACCACAAGUAUCUUUUUGAAGAUGGUCACAUUCACUCAACAUCAGCAAAAGCUUCAAAAGAUAAAGACCAGUGCAAAUGUGAAAACUUUGUAACAUUCCAGAACUAUGCAACCAAUGAAGUACGGAAACUCACCCAGCGAUUGGAAGAAAUGACCAAGAGAAUGGAAGACUUGGAAAACAGGCUAAAAUACUGA